CUACCAAACAAUAACUAAGUCUAACAACAAGAAGUCAGUGGUGGUUCCUAGGAACAAAUAUGAGGGUUAUUAGUGCAUUUUCUUUCUAGAAUACUUAGUGAUGUCACUCACUCUUAUCAAGUCCUUCCAGCUCUUUGUCCGCUACCGGGUGGCUGCAGUACCAUUGGGGGUGAUCACCCCUCGCCAUGGAGAAAAACUGCCCGGGGGAGCCACCCAGCUGCUCCAGUUAUCGGUUUCAGCUACCCCCUCCCGACGACUCAGGGCCCAGAUCAGAGGUUGGGGACUCGGUUUGUGUGAGAAUUGAAUUAUGUAGCACUCAUUGCUUUCCUUCCGAAAUGCUGAGUGUGGACGCUAGGGUGCACGGCGUCAUCUUCCUCCCCCCACUGCCAGAUGCCAUGCUGGUAGAGCUGGUAGACACCACCCCUCACCUGGGGGAGAAGCUACCCGCGGGAAGCCACCCCGCUUCUGACAGCCCCCCCACCCAGGCGACUCAGGGCGUGAGGCAGAGGACGACUCACCCGAACUUCCCCAGGUCCAUUGCUCUUCAGAAGAGCUUAAGUAUUGGUUUGAGUAGUGAUGAAGUGAGAUGUGAUGGACAACGAUAGCAGCGAAGAUGAGGUUUUCUUUGGUCCCAUCACAAAUAAGGAGAAGUGUAUUGCUGCCAGAUAUCAUGGAAGGAAGACCCUCAUACUGCCACAACGUAAUCCACUUUACCGUCGCUGGUCCACAACACACAUCCCUAGUGCUCCUCCUGCAGGAGAGGUUGAUGCUACACCCAGUCAAUGUCCCAGCAUGACCACAGACGAUGAUGCUACACCCAGUCAGUUUCCCAGCACUCUUACAGAGGCUGAUGUCACAGCCAGUCAGUCAACCAACAUUCCCAUCAUGAUCACAGAAGCUGAUGUCACAGCCAGUCAAUCUCCCAGCACUCCCACAGAGGCUGAUUUCACAGCCAGUCAGUCUCUCAGCACUCCUAUAGAGGCUGAUGUCAUAGCCAGUCAGUCUCUCAGCACUCCUACAGAGGUUGAUGUCACAGCCAGUCAGUCUCCCAGCACUCCCACAGAGGCUGAUGUCACAGCCAGUCAAUCUCCCAGCACUCCCACAGAGGCUGAUUUCACAGGCAGUCAAUCUCUCAGCACUCCUAUAGAGGCUGAUGUCAUAGCCAGUCAGUCUCUCAGCACUCCUACUGAGGUUGAUGUCACAGCCAGUCAGUCUCCCAGCAUUCUCAGUACUCUUACAGAGGCUGAUACCAGAGUCAGUCAGUCUCCCAGCACUCCCACAGAGGUUGAUGUCACAGCCAGUCAGUCUCCCAGCACUCCCACAGAGGUUGAUGUCACAGCCAGUCAGUCUCCCAGCACUUCCACAGAGGUUGAUGUCACAGCCAGUCAGUCUCCCAGCACUCCCACAGAGGUUGAUGUCACAGCCAGACAGUCUCCCAGCACUCCCACUGAGGUUGAUAUCACAGCCACUCAGUCUCCCAGCACUCUUACAGAGGCUGAUGUCACAGCCACUCAGUCUCCCAGCACCCUUACAGAGGCUGAUGUCACAGCCAGUCAGUUUCCAAACACUCCUACAGAGGUUGAUGUCACAGCCAGUCAGUCUCCAAACACUCUUAUGGAGGCUGAUGUCACAGCCAGUCAGUCUCCAAACACUCCUACAGAGGUUGAUGUCACAGCCAGUCAGUCUCUAAACACUCCUACAAAGGUUGAUGUUACAGCCAGUCAGCCUCCAAACGCUUGCACAGAGGGUGAUGGCACAGCCAGUCAGUCUCCAGACACUCGCACAGAGGGUGAUGUUACAGCCAGUCAGUCUCCAAACAUUUGUAGAGAACCUACUAUUACUUCCAAUGGUGGUAUUCUUACAGAGACUAACUAUUGCUCCAGCAUGCAGGAAUGCUAUCCCACUGACUCUGACUGCAGUAUAUUGGUGCUUGAACACAGUUCCAUAGAGACUGAUUGCAACCUCAAAGAACCUCCUAGCCAACCCAGAGACUCUGAUUUUAUUCUUUCUGAAUCACAUAGUAGGUUGAAUAACCAAGAUGGUAGUCAUAAAGAACCUGUGAAGAAAGAAUUGGACAUGAAUCAUAUGGAGCUUCUCAACAGCGCCAGGAAUAGUAAUGACAAUUCAAUGAAGUGUGAGUCUUCGCCUACCAUCCUAACUUCUAGAUUCAAUGACACCCUAGAGGAAAUAGAACUCUUCAUGAAAUAUGGAAUGAAUUAUGGUGAGGAAGGGACAUCCUCCUUGCAAGGAUAUCAGAAACAUAAUAUAUCUCCAAGCCAUACUUCAAGAGGCCCUGAAUGUAAUCUAGAACCUUCUUACAUACCUAAAGAAGCUUCCAGUUAUAAUGUGCCUCUCAAUUGUUUAAAAAUGUCUUCUGGUAAGUUCAAGGAAUUUGAUUAUAACACCAGUGAACUAGACUGUAAAACCCAUGAGCCAGAUAGCAGUCCCUCUGUUUGUCCUCUGGAGUCUGUUAGCAGUCAUGAUGAGCCAAAGUGUUAUUCCAUGGAGCCUAUUGCUAGCCUUGAAAAGCCUUGUGAUGGACUUGAGGAGCUUAAUACUUCAACUUCCUUCCCUGUUUCUCUCAAAUUCAAUGACUUUCAAGAAUGUACCACCCCAAUCCAUAGCCAUAGCUCUAAUGACUUUCAUUCAUCACUAGAGUUCAAUCAAGCCUCAGCAAAUGUUGUUAAGGAAAAGAAAGGAAGAAAGAAACUCUGUAAGACACCAUUGCAAAAAGAAGGAAGCUCUCUGUGCUCAUCAUUGAGAGCCAGAACUCAGCAAGGCAGUAGUGUGUCAUCUUUAGCUAAGUCUGCUGCCCAGUUAAAACUGACCAAACACACCCAAAGAGUCACACCUACCUGUAGAACCCCACUUAGUCAACCUCAUUCACAGUCUUCAAAAGAAGGUCAUUUCACUACUGUAAAGAAAACUCCCAUUCUUAAAGUUGCUAAAUCUUUAUCUAAAAGCAACACACCAACCACCUCCAGGAUGCAUCAACCCCAAGCAUCACAAAUCAAACUUCACUUAGAUAGUCCUACAGUAACUCUUACUCCUCUGGCUCCAGGCCUCCCUCCACAUCCUCAGAGAAAGGGAGUUAUUGGCCAUUUUCCUCUUAAAAGAACACAAACCUUAUAUCCAGACAAAUAUGAUCGCCGGCCAGUGUGGCACAACAGUGUGGCCAGCCCAUUAGCUAAGGAGUUAAAAAAUAAUCCUCCACCACCUUUUGUCACUAACGUGAAAUCUAGUUCAUGUAGCUCAGGCAGAUGGCAACCAUCACCCUCCCGUUCCUGCCAGCCUAAUGUUCAGUCCCCACAUGGCUCAUCAAACAACUUUUCAAAAGGAGAGAAGAGUCAGAAGAUUGCAGCUGAAGGAACCUUAAGCACUCAUAUAUGUUUUAAUGGAAAAGAUGACCAGGUUCUCCCAGUAACAAAUUACAAGCCUGGAAAAUCAGUUAUCCUGGACAAGAAGAUGAAUAAGGAGAAUAUUAAACGUUCCUGUUGCAAGACUACUCCUAUAGUUGAAGCGAAGGUUGUAAAGCAUGCAGGCCGGCUGAAGGUUGCAAAGUGUCAGAGUGCCUACCAGAUUCGACAGAGUGGGCGUACCUCACUGAUGGAAGUGUCAAUCCACCAGGCUGUCUCCAGUGAUUAGUGGGCAUAUGCACACAGAUACUUUGUACACUUUUUGUAAUUGUCUAUCUGGAAAAAACAAGUAACCUGUGAUGUCAGACAGGAGAGAGUUAGCAUUUAUCUAUUGACUACAAUCACACUAUUAUGUAUUUCUUGUCUCUAAUUUAUUAUUAUUAUUAUUAUUAUUAUUAUUAUUAUCAUCAUUGUUUUUAUUAUCAUUACUAUUACUAAUCAUUAUCAUUACUACUACUACUAAUUAGUCAUAUGUUCUUUUUUUUAUCUACAGUGGAACCUUGGUUGCUAAAAGUCUACCUUUUUUAACAAAUUGUUUGCUGAAAGGAAUUUUGAGCUCAAAAUUGACCCAAUUCUCAUAACAUGGGAAUAUUUACAGGCAAACCAAUUAGCUGAUUUAUUGCUGAAAUAUGGCUGGACUCGGCACACACCCUGUGCUCUCUGUAGCACAUGUCCUCUAUCAAUUGAUUUUGUGCACCUCUCAGCUGGAAUAAACAAAGGAUUAUCUUUGCUGUAGUAACUGACAGCAAGAUGGCAUAUGCUGAUUUUCCUGACAACAUUUAUCAUUCAUCACUAGCUGUUCUAGAAUAGUUGAGGUGUCUCUGUGUUGCGAUCAGCUGUGAUGACGCCAGUAGCCAAUAUAGCGACCCAAAAUCUCAUGACUACAUAGACUUGCCAUACCAGAAAAACAUCUUGGAAGUUAUUUUUCUAGUUUUCUACAUUUGUAAUAAAGUCCUUAUUUUCAGAUUUUUCUUCAUGUGGGUUGAACAGUAGUGUUAUUUAAAAACUGCUUGGCAAGUCUUUUGUAUCCAUGAGCUUCUGCAAAAUAUUUAUUUGGGCUGCCAUAUUGGCUAAUGAUGAGAUCACAGUUGAUUACAACACAGAGGCACUUCACCUAUUCACCUAUUCCAGCACAGCUAGUGAUGCAUGAUAAACAUUGUCAGGAAGAUCAGCAUAUGCUGUCACUAUAACACUGACCAUCUUUUAUUUAUUGCAGUCGAGUCACAUGAAAGUGUUUGAUAGAGGAUAUGUGCUGCAGAAAGCAUAGGGGUGUGUGUCCAGUAGUUACACUCUCAAAUGCAGCCUUAGGAUCCAAGAAUGGAUUGAUCUUACUUUUAUUCAUAUAGAGAAAAUAGUUUGUUUUUCAAAUAGUAUAUCAGUUUGCAAAUGCCCUUCAGGAACGAAUUAAGUUAAAAACCUGAAGUUCCACCAUAUUUAUCUUUAUUUGUUUAUGUACUUAUUUUUUAUUAAUUUAUUAAUUUAUUUAUGUAUUUAUUUAUUAUCAAUAUUAGCAUAUCUGAUGCAGCUCCCAUUAUCAUACUCUGAUAUUGUCAUGGUUGCUCUUCCAUUUUUAUUAAUAUUUAUCUUUAUUUUUUACUUGUUAAUGUACUUAUUUUUUAUUCAAUUAUUAGUAAUAAAGCUUUUUCUUUCUUAACAUACCUGAUACACUACCCAUUAUUUUACUUUGAUAUUUUUAAUGUCAUGGUUGCUCUUCCAUUUUAUUCAAAUAAACUUACUUAACUUAGGCCUGAGGAAUUUUUGUCUAUCUGCUGGAUUGUAUUUUUGAUUAAAUUAUGUUCACAGUAUUUUCUCAAUUAAAAUCAGUUUGUCAUAUUUUCUUUUAAUUUGUAUUCAUUAUUUGCAAAUCAUUAAUGCUGAUAAUGCAUUCCAUUGCCUAAAUGUAAAUUAGUAGGAAGUAGGAUAUCUUAUCUCACUGGAUGCCCUGUGUGUGGAUGUGGCAGUCAAGUACAGUGGAACACUACCAUUCGUACACCUUGCUAAUGAUAAAACUUGCCAUUCGUCCAACUUUUUCACAUAAACAUAAACUUAUCAUUUGUAUGCUUGUCCUGUGAUACAUGCAGCGUUGCUUUGUUGCUGACCGAGUUAUACAUUCUUCACCAGUAACUUCCACAAGAAAGUGUUGGCCUGGUUCAAAUACGUCAGGCAGCACCACCUCGGACAUAUCAGGUCAAGAGCUACGCCGGAAAAAUCCUAGACACUAAGAAUUAAAAACGAAAUAGAAUGUAUCCUAAUAUGUAGUAGUUGCGCGUCAGCUUCAGUUCAGCAUCCCUCUGACCGUCACUCCCUCUACCAAACAUGGCCGUCGCCACCGUUGCUGCACUAGAACUGCAAGACAACCUCACCCUCGACAAGGACAUGGUGCUACAGGCGUCAAGGAACGAUCCUGUGUACCAAUUACUGCUGGCCAGGGUGCUGGCGGGUGACUGGCACCCACAGAGGUCCCAAGAGCUGGCAUGCCUGCGCCCCUUCUACAGCAUCAGGACAGGGAGAGGUUGGGGGUGUCGCGAGGCCUGGUGACGUAUGCCUUCCAUAGCAACCAUCCUCGCCUGGUGAUUCCGGACCUCCUACGCAAGCAGGUUGCAGCCCACCUCCACGCAGGCCACCAGGGCAUAGACUCGAUGCUCAGGAGAGCACGACAGGCAGUAUACUGGCCUGGCAUUGAGGGAGACCUGAGGCACUAUCGCACUAACUGUGACACGUGCAACACACACGCUGUCUCCCAACCCCCCGAGCCUCUUCUCUUCACUCCGCCCCCUGACUAUCCCUUUCAGCAGACUGUGGUGGAUUUGUUUCAGCUGGAGGGGCAUGACUACAUUGUCUACGCAGACAGGCUGAGGGGUUGGCUGGAGGUGUCUCACCUGCCUGAUGGCACAUAAUCAGGCAGAGUUAAGGACGUGCUGCGUCACCACUUCUUGAGAUGGGGUGCCCCAGAGCAGCUCUCCAUGGACGGAGGCACCAAUCUGGGGAGUGAGGAGAUGAAGAGCUUCCUCCAGAAGUGGGGGGUAGGUGUUCAGGUGUCCUCGGCGCACUUCCCACAGUCAAACGGAAGGGCAGAGGUAGCCGUGAAGUCUGCCAAGAGGAUACUAUGGGGAAAUGUUGGAGCUGAUGGCAGUCUUGACAACGAUAAGAUCUCUCUCGCUCUACUCCAGUACCUUAACACACCUCUACGGGGCAUCAAUAGAUCAGCAGCUCAGCUAGCAACAGGCUGCCAGCUACGGGAUGGAAUACCAUCAGUGAAAAGGAGACUUGAGGUUGACAAGUUUUGGGGAAGGACGCUGCGGCAGCGAGAACGUCAGAUGGUGCACCACCACGACAGAGUGGUGGCUGACAGGAGCGUCACACGCUCCCGCGCGCCCCUUGCACCUGGCGACAGGGUUCUCGUCCAGGACCACCAGCACGGCAGGAGGUGGAACAGAGCAGGCAUCGUCAUAGAGGCAAGGGACCACAGGCAGUAUCUCGUCAGACUUGACGGUGGUGGCCGCAUCUCCCUCAGAACGCGGCAACAUCAGAGGACAGCAGUUGCGGCGCCUCAAGCCUCUGACACUGAAGACCGGGCACCGCCGACUUCACUGCUAUCACUGUCCCCUCCCUUCCCAGCGCCCCAAAAGGAUGGUGAAGGGAGGCGCGCCAGGCAACCCCCGAGGUGGCUGAAGGAUUAUCUGUAAGAAGGUACAGAAGUAUCACAAGUGGUGAUAUUAGAUUGUGGACUUGUCAUUUAUUCAUGUUUUCUUUCAUGUUGCUUCUUUGCUGCUCCCAGGUUAUGUUUAUUUUAUUUAAGAACACUGUCACUGCAUUAGCCAGGGUUCUUAGCUUGUUGGGGGGGGAGUUCUAGGAUGUCAACCUCUGGCAUCUGGGGAGCAGCGCGGGAAAGCCUGUCCCCACAGCUUGGCCUUGGCGUCACCCAGUUCCUGGGUAGUAGCUUAGCUGUGAGGACGUGCCGGACCUGUAUCUCUGUUGGCUUGCCAAUAAAGGAAGAAAGAUG
This is a messenger RNA of Portunus trituberculatus (swimming crab), 7419 nucleotides long. Its product is annotated as signaling mucin HKR1-like. The record is from RefSeq and is a predicted model, not a curated record. The coding region runs from base 592 to 3645 and encodes 1017 amino acids. NCBI's taxonomy places the organism in Eukaryota, Metazoa, Arthropoda, Malacostraca, Decapoda, Portunidae. The transcript has 6 exons.